GAUAACAAUACAUCGGCUUCCUCCGCUUAUAAGCUCACCUCAAGCUUCGAAUCCAACCAAAAGAAUCUCGCACUUUUCUCUUCUCAAGGACAGCAAGCUCAAAUCUCACGAACUUCACAAUCUAAAAACCCCUUUUCAACAAAAUGUCUGCUCUUAAGGCCGGUGACUCUUUCCCCGAAGGUGUUACUUUCACCUACGUCGCGCCCAGCGGUGACACAGACCUUACCGUCUGCGGUCUUCCCAUUCAGUAUGAUGCCAGCAAAGAAUUCGCGAACAAGAAGGUCGUCCUCGUCGCCGUUCCUGGUGCCUUCACCCCCACCUGCCAGCAGCAGCACGUCCCCUCGUAUCUGGCCAAGCUCGAGGAGUUCAAGUCCAAGGGCGUCGACCAAAUUAUCUUCAUUGCCAGCAACGAUGCGUGGGUAAUGGCCGCUUGGGGCAAGGCCAACGGUGUUAAAGAUGAGUCUAUUCUUUUCAUGUCCGAUGCCGACUGCAAGUUCAGCAAGACCAUCGGCUGGACCCAGGGUGACCGCACCAAGCGCUAUGCUAUUGUCAUCGACCACGGCAAGGUUACCUACGCCGAGUUGGAUGAGGUGCCUAAGAGCAUCGCCAACACUGGUGCCGACGGUGUCCUGGCUAAGCUCUAAAUAGAGAAAAGGGGGCUUGGAAAAGCCAAGGCAAAGAAACAAAACAAAGGCAAACAGUAAUCAUCAACACCGGCAAAACUCAUAUACUGUGGUUGCGAGCAAAA
Molecule: messenger RNA, 748 nt
Organism: Neurospora hispaniola
Lineage: Eukaryota; Fungi; Ascomycota; Sordariomycetes; Sordariales; Sordariaceae
Product: putative peroxisomal membrane protein
Exons: 3
Coding region: 144-644 (166 amino acids)
Biological process (GO): cell redox homeostasis; cellular response to oxidative stress; hydrogen peroxide catabolic process
Cellular component (GO): peroxisome; mitochondrion; cytoplasm
Molecular function (GO): thioredoxin peroxidase activity
Source: RefSeq, a predicted model, not a curated record